CCUGUGCUGUGCGCACGAGUUGCCCCGUUAGCUGCCGGAACUGGACAAACAGUCGGCUAGGCCUAUGGAAUCCGACCGUGGCCCUAGGCAGGACCCGGCCCACCACCACCCGCCCACUCCUCUCAUCUCCUAGUGCGGCUGCGCAGCGGAGGGAAAUGAGCCCUUAUCGCCGCCGUAGGUCACGAGUCCCGGCCGCGCGCUCCUAUUGGCUGGGCAUGUUUGGCGCCAAAGUGCGAGCGGAGGCGGAGAUAGAGGCGACGACAGGAGCGGCGAAGCCCGGAACAUUAGGAACCGAGAGCGGCGGCCGUGAGCUUGGCGGCCGUUUGGCGUGAGAGCGUGCUGUUGACAAGGCCGCCAUGUUCUGCGAAAAAGCCCUGGAGCUGGUGCGCGAGCUGCACGGCGCGCCGGAAGGGCAGCUGCCCCCCUUCAAUGAAGAUGGACUCAGGCAAGUUCUGGAAGAAAUGAAAGCUUUAUAUGAACAGAACCAGUCUGAUGUAAAUGAAGUGAAGUCAGGCGGGCGAAGUGAUCUGAUACCAACCAUCAAAUUCCGACACUGCUCCUUGCUGAGGAACCGACGGUGCACAGCCGCGUACCUGUAUGACCGGCUGCUGCGUAUUAGGGCCCUCAGAUGGGAGUGUGGCAGCGUCCUGCCGAACGCUGUGCGGUCGCACCUGUCUGCUGAAGAAAUGGAGUGGUUCAAUCACUAUAAAAAGUCCCUUGCAACUUACAUGAGGUCCUUGGGAGAUGAUGGUUUGGAUAUCACACAGGAUAUGAAACCUCCAAAGAGCCUAUAUAUAGAAGUGCGCUGUCUGAAAGACUAUGGAGAAUUUGAAGUUGAAGAUGGUACUUCAGUCCUAUUAAAAAAAAAUAGCCAGCACUUUUUGCCUCGGUGGAAGUGUGAGCAGCUGAUCAGACAGGGUGUCCUGGAGCACGUGCUCUCGUGACCCCACCCCGGCACUGCCAGGCUUCCCCACAGCUGGGCUGGACCACACGCAGGAGCCUCUACACCCCCUGCCCUCCGGGUACAGACAUUCUUCAAGAUGACCAGGACCAUGUGGCUAAGCAGUAUGGUUUUUCUGUUGUGCAGGAUUCGUCCCUUCUGUGAUAAGCUGUAUCUAUAAUCUUGACAUUCCUACCAUUACUACAAUGUGUUUUUUUGUUAAUGAAGGUAAACAUUUGAAUCUCUUAAACAA
Messenger RNA from Manis pentadactyla (Chinese pangolin), 1193 nucleotides. It is a transcript of the gene GINS1, whose product is annotated as GINS complex subunit 1. The record is from RefSeq and is a predicted model, not a curated record. Gene Ontology annotation, biological process: DNA replication; DNA strand elongation involved in mitotic DNA replication. Gene Ontology annotation, cellular component: GINS complex. Lineage: Eukaryota; Metazoa; Chordata; Mammalia; Pholidota; Manidae. The transcript is spliced from 7 exons. The coding region runs from base 357 to 944 and encodes 195 amino acids.